AUGGCGAAUAAUGGCAUUUUAUGGUGUAUCACCAAACUAAUGGCCAUGAUCAAGGCAUACUACCGCUCCAGCACUGUGCGAGUUCUAGUCCACAACCAACUCUCAGAACCCUUUGCUAUUCGGUCUGGCGUUCGACAAGGCUGUGUCCUGUCGCCCAUCUUCUUUAACUACGUCAUCAACUGGGUUAUCGGGAAGGCCCUACAGGAAAAUGGCGGUAUUGAGCUUGCACCCGACUAUGCCGAGGAUAUCGCGUUACUGGCUUCAUACUUUAGCGAUCUACAGUCUAUGGUGUCCCGGGUGAACGAGGACGCGAAAAUGGUCGGCUUGUCCAUAAACGCAAGGAAGACCAAAUUGUUUUCAUGCUGUGUCCCUGCCCAAGAGAAGGCGCCUCUCGAGAUUAGUGACUGUCAACUUGAAGAAGUCGACAGUCUCAAAUACUUUGGAGCGAGGUUGCUGCCGAAUGGACAGAGUAAGGAUGACAUUGUCUCCCGAAAUUGA
Messenger RNA from Dibothriocephalus latus, 498 nucleotides. The record is from the annotation of a GenBank genome assembly. Lineage: Eukaryota; Metazoa; Platyhelminthes; Cestoda; Diphyllobothriidea; Diphyllobothriidae.